Molecule: messenger RNA, 4266 nt
Organism: Wyeomyia smithii (pitcher-plant mosquito)
Lineage: Eukaryota; Metazoa; Arthropoda; Insecta; Diptera; Culicidae
Gene: Hmgcr
Product: 3-hydroxy-3-methylglutaryl-coenzyme A reductase
Exons: 6
Coding region: 927-3653 (908 amino acids)
Biological process (GO): sterol biosynthetic process; isoprenoid biosynthetic process; coenzyme A metabolic process
Cellular component (GO): peroxisomal membrane; endoplasmic reticulum membrane
Molecular function (GO): NADP binding; hydroxymethylglutaryl-CoA reductase (NADPH) activity; protein binding
Source: RefSeq, a predicted model, not a curated record
CUCUUGUGCCGUUGACUGAUGGACUAUGCACAGUUGCACAGCAACCACAGCAACAUUAUGCUAUCGAUCUUGGCCUAUUAUUGACGUUUCGUACAUACGAUUCGGUAAUGAAUGUGCUAUUUGGUUAGAAAAUAUUUUCAAAUUAGUUGUGUUCAUUCUUCAUUCGUUGUGAAAUAUAAAGGUGUUUUUUAUUAGUGUCCGGGCUACGUUUAUGAGUGAGUGUGUCCAUUUCUAAUGAAAUCCUUCCAUCGUUUCGUGAUGUUAGGUUUGCUCUAUGACAUUGAAUUAUUGAUGUUCCAAAUUAAAUUUACUAGAAAAUACGAGUGCAAGUGAACUCAAAUCUCUUACUUAAUAAUUUACCUAAGAAUGCAGUUUAAUCCGAACUGGUGUGUACGUUUCUUAUCACAAUAACAGUUUUAGCCUGAGCUAAUUUAAAAAAAAAAAACAAACAGGUGUAAAACAAUUUUAUACUCAGUGAAAAGGGAAAGUUGUCAUAACAUAAAUUCUCAAAUCUUUUUUCACUGCAGUUGAAGAACUUGAAGUUAGUUUUGGCACUACCACAACCUUCCAAAAACAUAACUACAUCAGGCAGGUUUUACUUGGAGACCAUCGCUGUUCCGUCGUCUACUGUUAGGUGGGUGGGGUCUGCAGAGUGGCGGAACCAUAUUGUGAAGAAACAGAUCCCCGAUCGCCUGCAAUCGUGGCGACGAGCUCAUCAGUAUCACCUGAGCAGUGCUGCAGUAAAGAAGUGAUCCUCAGUGUCGCGUCCGUGCUCCUCAACAGUGGCCGAACAAAGCCAAGUGUUUUCCAACAAAGAGAGUGGUAAUUUUUGAUCAACCAAGUCUCGGUGGAUCAUUUGGGGUACAAUACGUGUGAAAGUAGUGGUUCGUUGAAGAAGUGAAGUGAAGUGAAGUGCAUAAUAAAAAAUGAGGGUUGGUCGAUUGUUUAGAGCACAUGGUGAAUUUUGUGCAUCGCACCCGUGGGAAGUGAUAGUGGCAUUGGUAACCUUAACGGCUUGCAUAAUAACAUUCGACAAAGGAAGCGUAGACCCGUUCCAGCAAGCUGCACGCUCCAAUACCGGUAGGCCUUGUCCCAGUUGGCGUUUCAGUUCGGUUGGCAUUGAUAAUGGUUUCCGGUGUGAAGACUUGGAACAGAACGGAAUCGAUGUGAUAUUGAUGACUAUCGUGAGAUGUUCGGCGAUUCUCUAUUGUUACUACCAUUUUUGUAACCUUCAAAAGCUGGGUUCCAAGUAUAUUUUAGGUAUCGCCGGUCUUUUCACGGUGUUCUCUAGCUUCAUAUUCACCUCGACGGUGAUCAAUUUCCUUGGCAGUGAAGUCUCGGAUCUUAAAGAUGCUCUAUUUUUCUUCCUGCUUUUAAUCGAUCUAUCCAAGGCUGGUAUCCUGGCACAGCUGGCACUAUGUGGAUCAAGCCAGUCAGAAGUUACGAUGAACAUCGCGAGGGGUAUGGAGAUCCUUGGUCCUGCUAUAUCACUGGAUACCUUAGUCGAAACAUUAGUUAUUGGAGUUGGCACAUUGUCAGGUGUUCAACGUCUUGAGCUAUUAAGUGGUUUUGCUGUUCUAUCCGCCAUAGUAAACUACAUCGUUUUCAUGACUUUCUAUCCUGCAUGUUUAUCGCUCAUACUAGAUUUAUCACGCAAUGCAGGAAAUCUAAUUCAAAAAAAUAAAAAGGAAAAUUUGUUAGCCCGUGUACUAACUGAAGAAGACCAGAAACCGAAUCCAGUUGUGCAGAGAGUCAAACUAAUUAUGUCCAGUGGACUAAUGGUUGUACAUGUGCUCAGCCGUCUAACAAUUUCGGAGAAGGACUCCGAUACAGCUGAACAAAUUAUUGCUUCACAGAGUCACGACCACCUAGCGACGCUCAACAAAACUGAACCGAAUGACAUUUCUGAAUUUAUUAUAAGGUGGCUCUCGAUCAGUACAGAGCAGAUCGUGAUGUACAUCCUGAUCCUUGCAUUGGGCAUUAAAUUUGUUUUCUUCGACCGUCACAAUCUGUCUGACCAGAUUCUGCUAUCGGUAGCGAAUGAAGCAGCGGCGGCCGCUGCAGCAGCAGCGCAACGCCAGAGGCAACUCUCUGUUGUACAACAAUUGGCGCCAACAAUUAUUUCCAAACACGAGGAAUACACUCCUGCAGCCACGUUCACUCUAUCGGAAAUUGUGCCUGUAGUCGAGAAAGCCACUCAAAGCGAACUUAGUUUGAUGCCAGGUCGGCGGUUGAGAGUUAAAAGCAUGGGAGCAGAUGAUGAACUAGAGUUUGACGAUUUUGAAGAUGAAUUGGUAGAACGAGAACCCAGGCCGUUGGAAACCUGUUUAAGCAUUUUGAACGACUCUGAAGAAGGAGCAAUUGCAUUGAGUGAUGAAGAAAUAAAAAUGAUUGUUAGAGCUGGCAAUGGAUACUGCCCAUUGUAUAAGAUUGAAAGUAUUAUCGAUGACGCUGCACGGGGCAUUAAAAUUCGAAGAGAUUUAAUACAAAAAGAGGCCGGCUUGCCAGUCAAUGCAUUCAAACAUUUGUCUUACAAAAAUUAUGAUUACUCUAAAGUUAUGAACGUAUGCUGUGAAAAUGUGCUUGGUUAUGUACAGAUUCCUGUUGGUUACGCAGGACCGUUAAUUUUAGAUGGAGUUCGAUAUUACGUUCCUAUGGCAACAACGGAAGGCGCAUUGGUUGCAAGUACCAAUCGUGGUUGUAAAGCCAUUUCAUGUCGAGGUGUAACUAGUUUUGUCGAAGAUAUCGGUAUGACACGGGCCCCAUGUAUCAAAUUCCCCAAUGUCCUGAGGGCCGCGCAGGCGAAACGAUGGAUAGAGACAGCAGAGAAUUUCGCUAUCAUUAAGAAAGCUUUCGAUUCUACCAGCAGGUUCGCUCGUUUACAGGAAUGCCAUAUAGCUAUGGAUGGUCCUGUGUUAUAUACGCGAUUCCGGGCCCUAACUGGUGAUGCUAUGGGAAUGAAUAUGGUUUCUAAGGGUUCGGAAAUGGCUCUCCGUGAAGUUCAAAGAUAUUUUCCAGAUAUGCAGAUUAUUUCAUUAAGUGGAAACUUUUGCUCGGAUAAGAAGCCAGCAGCGAUCAAUUGGAUCAAAGGUCGGGGAAAACGGGUUAUUUGUGAGGCAAUUAUUCCGGCCGAAAAAUUACGCAAUAUUCUGAAAACAAAUGCUCGCACUCUGGUACAGUGUAAUAAAUUGAAAAAUCUUACCGGAUCAGCAGCAGCGGGAAGUAUCGGAGGAAAUAACGCGCAUGCUGCUAAUAUGGUAACUGCAAUUUAUAUAGCAACUGGUCAAGAUCCGGCUCAAAAUGUAACUAGUAGUAAUUGUUCUACUAAUAUGGAACUGUAUGGAGAAAGUGGUGAUGAUUUAUAUAUGACUUGUACUAUGCCGUCGCUGGAAGUUGGCACUGUUGGAGGAGGAACCGGGUUGCCCGGCCAAAGUGCUUGUCUCGAUAUGCUUGGUGUACGAGGCGCGCAUCCAACGCAUCCAGCAGAAAACUCAAAACAACUGGCACGUGUGAUUUGCGCUACCGUGAUGGCCGGCGAACUUAGUUUGAUGGCUGCCUUAGUCAAUAGCGAUCUAGUCAGUAGCCAUAUGCGGCAUAACAGAUCCUCGGUAGCAAUGAAUCCGGGAACUGCAACAAGUUCAGUAAAUCACUGAUGUUUACUUUUAUUGGAAUCUACCUCAGCUAUGCGCGAAAAAAAAAAAGAAAAGAAUGCUAAUUAAGUCUUGAAAAUCCAAGAUCAAUAUUAAAAAUUUUACGUUCAAUUAUUUAAUAAUAAACCCAGUGAUUUUCGUAACAAUAAAAUUCAAAUAUGGACUGGCGAAUACUGGCAACACGAGAAGUUGUUGAUAGUCUAAAACACAACUUAGAGAAAGGAUAAUGAAUGUUAUAUAGAAUAUUCUGUGCAAGAAGAAACAGCAGUCGUAGCUUACUUGUUGGUACCGUCAACUAUGGGCAUACACUUAUGUACCGUUCUUGAUUACAUUGUACAUAAUAAUAAAAUUGAAACAUUACGUCAUCUCAAGUAAGAGAUCUUAACAGUUGAAAAAAAAAGUUUGUGGAACAUAAUAGCAGAAUAUAAUAAAUGUGAGAUACAAUGCAUGUGAUGUUCCAAAAGGAGUUUCCGGUCAACGAACAUAUGUGACGAGUAUACUUCCAUGCUGAGCAUUUUGCAAAGGGUUACGAUUUUAAAAUAAAUUAUUUAUAAUUUUAUGAAUAUAUGGUGCUAACUGAAAACGGUAGAAAUACAUACUAUUGUCUUUUAUAUUA